This is a messenger RNA of Macrobrachium nipponense, 3442 nucleotides long. RefSeq lists its product as uncharacterized. The coding region runs from base 36 to 2657 and encodes 873 amino acids. The transcript is spliced from 9 exons. Gene Ontology annotation, cellular component: cytoplasm; nucleus. The record is from RefSeq and is a predicted model, not a curated record. NCBI's taxonomy places the organism in Eukaryota, Metazoa, Arthropoda, Malacostraca, Decapoda, Palaemonidae. Gene Ontology annotation, molecular function: protein kinase binding. Gene Ontology annotation, biological process: regulation of mitotic spindle organization; activation of protein kinase activity; regulation of mitotic nuclear division.
UUGAUUUUAUUAAUAUUCACAGGUUUCUUAGAAGUAUGGAGCAAAAUUCUUUGGAAAUUUGUGACACUGAAGUCCAAAAGGGCAGUAAGGUCGAUGGAGUCUGCAAAAGAUUUUGUGAUGUAGAUUCACCAAAAGUUGUUCGUCAUCCUCUUCAGGCCCUGAAUAGCCCUGUUUUAGUUAAUCCAAAGAUUCAGUCUUCAGUUACAGUGACACCAUACAGAUACCAUGGCUGUAGAGUCAUUCCUGAGGAAAUUGAAAAUCAGGAGAACAUAGACCCCAAACAUUUAUUCCAGUCAGACUCUGAUUAUGCUGUGCAGAAGACUAAAGAUCCUAGCAGUGUUGAUAGAUCUCCAAACACUUCUUCACCCUUUACAUAUCCUCUGAUAUUUGAAGGCUGCCAUUUAUCUUCAUCCUCUUCUUCUUCUUCUUAUAAAUCUACCUUGGGACAGUCAGGCAGUCAUCAUGAAGUCAGUAAUUGUCUUUACGACAGUCCAAAGACUUCUUUCUCCACGCCUAGGGGAAAGUCAGUUGUUAUGGGGAGCUACGCAGAGCAUUCUCAUUCAUCAAGAGCUGGGAAUGAAGUAGAAGGUUGUGAAAUGCUACACAGUAAGCUGAUAUCUAAUAGUGGCCAUUGUAUCGCUAACACUGGUUGGACAUUAACCAGAGGAAUAGUUUCGAGUAACAGCUCACUGAGUAGUAGUAGUGGGGCAAGUCACAAGAAUGUGGUAACUCCUUCUAAAUCAUCAUGUUCUUCGGGGUUGUCUGACAGAUCAGUAUUUCAAACGCCUUCUGAAACCUACAGCAGUAGCAGCAGUGACAAUAGAGUAGUGACCCCGCAACAGCGUUGUAAAGGCUAUCAGCGAAUGUUGAAUCCCUUUGAUGUCGGUGUUGACCAUCUACAUCUACCUACUGUCAGUCCAUCUUUGUUCCGACAAGUUGUGUCUCCUGGAAAAAAAGUUUAUGAGAACUUUAAGUGGUCCAUUGAUGAACUCGCACUAUUGAAGCCUGUAAAUAUUGAAACCUCACCUUAUAACCAAAGUGAGAUUUUGACUGAUCCAGAGUAUGAAUCUCAAGCCCAGGCUGCUAUAGACAAGUUUUUCAGUAGGCAACCAGUUGUGCCAAGCCCUUGGACUGGAAGCAAUAAGUCAAUAAGUGUUCUUUCAAUGAACUUGGCUCCUGAUAAAGCAGUUUCUUCCAACCCAGUCCCUACCACUCGGACAAUAAGUUGCCAGACUGAAUUGUCUCUGCCUAUGGUACUCCCAGAAUCAGUUGAAGCAGCUUUAAAACCAUAUUUUACUUUCACUCAGGAUCAGGGAUGCCAAGGUAUUGCUGAAUUGGAAGAAGGUAAUAAUUUGAAUAAUACAACACUUAGACGGAAGCUCCUUUUUAGUCCAGAAGAUUUGAUGAAUGCUACACCGAUGUGCAGUCCACGGGGUACCACAAGUCCAGAGAGCAGUGCAUCUUCAUCACCUGUAGCACCCCUCCCUUUACAUGAUGAUGACGACGAUGUCAACAGUGAAUUUGAUGUUGAAGAUACUAAAAGUUUACUUUGGUGUGCUGAAGUUGUUCAGCCAUCAUUUAACAAUAUUCUGGAUCCUAGUCAGAGGCGUCAUCAACCUUCAACCCCACCUUUUCCAAGUGAACAGAUGAGCACAGAAAAUUUGGUCACAGCUUCCAGUCGACCAAGAAAAUAUGAUGGUUUUCAUUCUCCCCAGUAUGAAUCUGAACCCAUGCACUCACUAGACCUGUCUCCAGUUGAAGGUCAGACAUGCUCGAAUACAUCUCAGCGUCGUUCUCUUUCUUCACCUGAUUUAUCUCCAAUUCAGCAAAAUACAAACAUUGUCAAUACUGACUGCAGGUUCACAUCACUAAGUGAAGCUGAAAUGAGUAAUUUCAGAGGAAGAAUAUCUCUCUUGGUUCCCCCAAAUGUUGAUAGGCCUUUUACUAUUAAAUCAUUAAAUGCUGAUACUGAGAUUCAGAUGAGUCAUUUUAAAGGAGAAAAUGAUGGCAGUGCUUUUUCACAGCCAGCUUUUGAGCAAUGUGGUUUUGCUGUGAAUAUUGCUUGCAAUAAAUCAAAUGAAAACGGUUGUGAGUCUGUUGAAAAAAACCAAGGGUUUAGUGCUACUAGUCAUAAUGCUUUAGGACCGUCAAGUCCUAAAAGUGAAACAUUUGUGCAAAAGUCUAGUCCUAUGUCAGGCUCAAAAGAAAUUUCUAGAGAGAUGGUUUGGUUUGAAGCCACUCAGACUAACAGUGAUCAUGUCAGUGUCAAAGAAGCAGCGCUUUGCCAUAGAACCGUUUCUGAAGGAAAAGUAAAUGAGAAUCAGAAUCAGGAAAAGGGCAUACUCAUUCAAAAGAAAUCCCCAUCAUCCAAAGCAGACAAUAGAUCCUCUGGAAAUUCGGUACACUUCUCCUCAAGUCCUAUUCGAGAUUGUAAGACAUUUUCAUAUUCACCGCCAUUGUCUCCAAUUCUCUGCCGUUCAAUUUCGGUCCAGAGUCAAGGAGACCAGGUGAAGUCUCAAGGUCAGUAUGGACAGGACUCUCGGUAUACAAGAGGAGAUGUUUCCCAGUCAACGGUUUUAAGUGUUGAUAUGGAAGGCAAGUUAUUAGUUUUCCUAGUUCCAUGCAUGGUUUCACUAAGGAAUGAUUAUCAUCUAUAGCAAAGUUUUAUUUCGGCAUGAUUAUAUUAUUUUUGUAGAGUGAAUGCAUCUCAGUCAGAUUUAUUGCAGCUGUUAUGUGGAAUGCAUUAGCUCUUAAUGGUUUGUACAAAAAACUAGGCAACUUGCACUAAAAACUCAUAUACCUCUUGGAAUUCAUUCACUUUUGUACUAUCUUUUAGGAACAGCUUAAAAGAAGAGAAAGGAUAUUGUUAAAUGUACCAGAGUUUGCAUUGGACAUAUUCUCAAAAGCUCAUGGAAUGAUUUCAAAAGUUGAUGCAACUAUGCAUUCCUUUAGUAGUGUAGAAUUGUGUGAUUUAAAUGAAUGCAAUGUCUCUAUACCAGUAAUCACAUGAAUGCACUUUCCAGUAUUGAUAACACAUGCAAAGCUGCAUAACAAUACAUAUGUUUCACAUAAUUUCCACAGAGCUGAUUGCAGAUUUUAUUAGGUGCACAAACUAAAUGAUGAUUUGGGAUGAAUUGUACCUACUGUUAAAGAUACCUUAUAUCUUUGUGCUGAUAGGGGAAGAGGUAUGAGCUAUCUUUAGCAGUAGGUAAUAUCAAAUAAAACUUUUGCAAGAAAAAUUUAUAUUAUCUCACAUUAGGAGAGCACAACAAAACAAAUAGAUUCAUCAUGACAUAAGUCUAUCCCUCAUUCUCCUAACAACCCCUCUAAACAUGAAAUACCCUAGUAGUCUGACACAUCAGAGUUAAUAACCUAACUUGAGGUUAUUUUAGUGCAUGUUCUUUAUUUGUGUCCUUCAGUGUAUUUACUGUAAGAUUCUCAA